AUAGAUACAAAACUUCACUCUGUACAUACAUGUUUUAAAUGUUUUAUCUAUCUAUACAAACAUUGUUCUAAAAUAGAUUUAUUAGUCUUUCAGUAAGAAAUGCACGUCAAAGGGACUCGUCAAAGGAAACGCGUAAAACCGAUUAUGACGGAAUUUGAAAAUCAAUUAUCUCACGUCUCGUCUAUCGCGAAUCGAUUCUAGUCCGCACCUUCACGUUUGUCACUUGAUUAAAACUCGAAUUGAAUUUGAUUAUCGAUGGCUACUCUUAAUUAAUAAUUUGCGAGUUAUCAGGCAUUUCCAUUAAAACGUGGAUAAAUUACGUACUGUAAAUCAUAGUUUAAGAAAAUGGAAUUUUUCAGCCACAAGAUAAGUUUAUUUACUUAUUGGAUCCUUAAGAUCAAUCAAAACAGUAUUUUUUAUUAGUGUUUACUAUUAUAAACCAUAGUUUCAUUGUGUUUACCUUUCUACCUGGUUAUACUUUUUAAUUGCUUAUUCAAGUUACUCUAAUUAACAGUGCUAAUUAAAUGAACUUCAUUCAUACAUUACUUACGUACCUGAAAACAAUAUGACAUUUGAGUUCGAUCGCGGGUCACGAAGCACCUGCCACAUCACUACAAAAUCUGUUGACAGACAAAGAGGCAGACAACAGGGAUCAUCCAAUUGGUGAAUCCGCUGCAAAGCCACGCCCAGCGCCGGCGGCGACCAAUCGCACGCGAUCGCAUAGAUCUUGAGCGUUAUCUUGUUAUCUCCUCUCUCACUUGCCUCGUAUAAGCUAUUUUCAGACUGGAAAAAUGCAACGCAAAAAUAGACUGAAAGUAAAACGUCAUAGACAACACCGUUCUACGUAUAAAUCUUUGAGUACAUUUAUGUACAAUUAAGUUUAUUUUUGAUUGACAUUUAUUUGUUUCUUAUUUAAUAUUAUAAACAAUAUACAUACUUACAUACGCAACAAUUUUUUAUGUUUACUUACUGUAGGUACUUACGGGCUAAAGACAUGAAUUUGCUAAUAUAAUAGCAUGCUACGGCCGAUUUAAUAUAAAACGAUAAGAUCGAUUAGAUAUUGUAGAGACGUAUUUAAUUCACUUUUCCUAAUCUACAUAAUGUUUCGAUUUACCGGCCAGUUUAACUUGACAGGUUAAAAUCAAGGCUAAUAUUAUAAUAGCAUGUAUAGGGUUAGUCUUCGUCGAGACAUUUAUUAAUACAGUAGUUUUAUUCUAGUGCCUUUGACAAUCUGAGGGUCUUUGUUUAAAGACUAGCUGUAAAGUACUGUGUAAUAGUGUUGUUAUAACAGCCAGUUUCGAUUCAACUUGAAAGUUGAUCCGAACUUUGCUCAUUGUUUUUGCAAUCGACAACUCGACAAGUUUACUGUUCAAGAAUCGAUGACAUUGGAAUAAGUCAAUAAAGUAUUACCUAACAAUAACAAAUAAAAUGAUUGACGGUUUCACUUGGACGUAACCCUGAAUAAUAACCCUGAGUUCUGAGAAAUUGUAAAAAAGUGGACACGGAAAUGCUUCAGCAUAAAUCAAAACACAAAUCUUAUAUGGAGUUAUUGUGAGACUAGGUAUAUUUGUGUGCGUGUAAGAUAGUCGAGUUAUUUCAUGUUUAAACGGCGUGUAAGUGUUAAAACGAAAAAGUAAUUAUUUUGGACAUUUUUCAACCGUCAAAAUACUGUUGGAUUAGACACUUUUCGUUAAAUAUUAUCUAUUGAAAAGCCAGAACAUUUUCAGCCGGCAACCUUACAUUAGACCUCGAAACGCUUGCGUGAAAGAGAGGGGUGUAACACAAAGACACAGAGGGGUAAGGGCGCGGGGCGGCCCGGGAGAGGGUAUGUGAUUCGGGAUUCUAGGGAUGAGCUGGGUCUCGCUUCCUCUCGCGUUACUCUUGUACCACUCGCCGUACCGGCCGCACAUGUCGGCCUGUCACCGCGUCCAGUAUCCGAACACGCGCACAUCCCUAGCUAAACGAUUUUAAAUUUGGAAAUAUUGUAACGUGUUUAGAAAGUGCGGUGGUAGAUAUAGAGGACCUGUGGACUUGAUUAAAAAUAAUAAUUAGUUGUUUUAGUUUUAAUUAAAUAAUUAUCUAAUAAAAUAUUAACCCAAUUUUCAUAUCAAAUUUUAACGCAUGUGUAUUGGACAUUAAAUGAACUUGAUUUUAAUAAUAAAGUCGCUACUGAAGCAUUUCUGAAAAAGUGAAAGGGUUUAUUUGGACUAUGAUAAAAGCUGAGCAACACGAAUGUUAACAGUGGCUGUGUAACAUGAAGAUGUCUGCAGGCGACAGCCAGGAGUCGGGCAGCCCACCGCCGAGUCCGACUGACUCUGCGACAUCCGAAUCUCCGCCCACCUUAGUUUAUAUCAAACAAGAAACUAUGCCUCCCGGCGUAGAUGUUAAAGACUAUUAUAGCACGCUCGACUGUCGCUUAUCAGACACCUAUCUAUCACCAAACUUCGCAGAAUUUGGACGUGGAUAUCUACCGGGUAAUUUGGAACUGCCGAGAUACGACUCCAAAUAUCCGAGAGAAAAAGAGAAAAGUGCGAAGAAUUAUGACAAUGUCGAUAGUGAGUUGAAUUUACCGAUAGAACUGGUGAUAAAGAAUGGAGGAGUAUUCGCUAGAGUUAAUAUCCCAAGCGGGACGAAGUACGGAACUUUUAUUGGCAAGUGGACGACGGAAUCAGAACCUCUGGAUACAAGAUAUGCAUGGGAGGUCCUCGGCAAGAACGGCAUCCGCGGCUGGCUGGACGGCAGCACGGAGAAGUCCAACUGGCUGAAGCUGGUGCGCUCCACCAACUACCCGCAGGACGUCAACGUCCAGCAUUUACUGCUGGCUGGCCAAGUUUGGUACAAGGUGACGCGAGACAUCGUCUCCGGGCAAGAGCUCCUCCUCGGUCCCCGGACUCCUCUGCCGCUGCAAGAUGUGCAAGCAGCUGCCGGUCGACAAACGUCCAGCGUAAAUUCGCCAGGCGUGUCUUUGCCACUAAACGAAGACGAAGAGCGAGAGGACACCGAACCGCGUUGUUCCUUCUGUGACGCACCGUUCCCUAACAUUGACGCUCUCGACCGUCACCUGAUCCAGUCGCACGCGCAGCCGGCGGCGGCGUUCCACUGCGAGCUGUGUAACCGCGCGUACAGCUCCCGCCCGCUGCUGCUGCGGCACCGCGCACUCGCGCACACCGACAUCAGGAAAUACCCCUGCGAGAACUGCCCUAAGGUAUUUACCGAUCCUUCCAACCUCCAGCGCCACAUCCGCGCGCAGCACGUCGGCGCGCGCAGCCACGCGUGCCCGGAGUGCGGCAAGACCUUCGCCACCUCCUCCGGCCUCAAGCAGCACACGCACAUACACUCCAGUGUCAAGCCCUUCCAGUGCAAGGUUUGCUUUAAGUCAUACACACAGUUUUCCAACUUGUGCAGACACAAACGAAUGCACGUCGCCUGCAGGGCCCUAGUCGAGUGCGGGAAAUGUGGCAACUCCUUCAACUCUUACGCUUCUCUUACUAAACACAAGAGAUUCUGUGACACUGCCAGCGCCGCCAACGUUGGAAUGAGAGGACAAAUGCCGCAAGGACUGCCCCAAAUGCCAUCCCUCCCCAAUAUCGGAAUGAAUACGCCUGGCAAUCCUAAUCCAUUCCCUAUGUACAGGGGACCGCCUUUACCGCUUCCAUAUAAUACUUUUGCCCAGUAUCCUGGGCUAUUUUCGGCGGCCGCUGCCGCUGCAUGCCCUCCAGAGUUCUUAAGCCCACUGCUCUUCAAUGUUCAAGGCGCAAGACUUGCUAUGGAACAUGACUUUGCUCUAACAAACGCUAGUUUAUUGUCUAAGCAUCAGGAAGGUCGAAGCAUGUCUGUUAAAAGCGUGGAUAGCUCAAAUUCACUUGAUGAUAUAAUAAAGAAGAAUAAGGAUUUGGAUUAUGAAUCCAUUAAGCGCGAAAGCGAUGCAGGUGAUCGAACCUCACCAAAUAAAGCGCAUGGAUUAACUGUAAAACAAUCGCCACCUUCAGUCGAAGAAGUGCCAACUCAGCAACGACCAUCAUCUGUAUUGAGCAUGUCAACGCCUAUGAAUCCAUUCAAUUUUGCAAGAGAUGACGUGAAACAUAGGAAAUCACCAUUCAAUUUUUCACUGAAGCUCAAUAAUAACACCAUUCAAGGAAACAAGUCUCGCUCUCCUUAUCCAACAGACUUGUCUAAAAAUGAUGCAAAUGAUGAUGAUGAAAAGAAUUCAGAAUACUCUGAUUCGGCAGUAGAAGUGAAGAAGGACGACGGCGACCAGCCUCUGGAUUUAUCAGUUACCCGGAAGCAAAGCGACAAAGACUCCGAAGCCGAUAUGGAUGAUCGUUCCUUUCGUAACUCAUCUGUCAAAUCAUAUUCUCCUCCCGAAAGUCCAAUGGAGCGCGAUAGCAAAACUCCCGAAAACGACACUGCAGAUAUCGAUGUGGAGGGAGUAGAGCCCAAACGCGAAGAUACGCCUCCGCAGCUGGUAUCGCCGCCACUAGCAUUUCCGAUGCCCGUGCACCCUCAGCACAACAAUAGCCUCAUCGACGCCAUGUAUCGCCCCAGAUUUCCGUCCUUCCAUUCAGCAUCCGACUCUAUUUUGAACUCGUCACCCUACGUUCCGACCCCGUUUAAUUUUUUAUCCCCACUCCUUGGUACGGACGGCCCCGAUAGGCAACCAAGCGCGUAUGCAAAAUUUCGCGAACUCAGCGCUGGGUCAGGGAAGCUUCGCGAUCGCUACGCUUGCAAGUUUUGCGGGAAGGUAUUUCCACGCAGCGCGAAUCUGACGCGCCACCUUCGUACCCACACUGGGGAGCAGCCAUACAAAUGUAAGUACUGCGAACGUUCUUUCUCGAUUUCAUCUAACCUACAGCGACAUGUGAGGAACAUACACAACAAAGAGAGACCGUUCAGAUGUCCACUGUGCGAUAGGUGUUUCGGACAGCAAACGAAUUUGGACCGGCACCUGAAGAAACAUGAAGCCGAGGGUGGAGACUCCCCGAGCUCUGCAGAUACGGAGCGCGAGGAUGCGUACUUCGAUGACAUCCGAUCGUUCAUGGGCAAGGUGACAUGCUCGCCGGGAGCACGCUCGCCGCCUGCUUCCUCCCCUCACGCGCCGCACGCACCACACCGCCCUUCCGUGCUUGCCAUUUCCACAUAGCCACCGGCAUACCCGCUACCGCCUCCGCCGCCGCUGUGGCCGCAGCCGUUCGAAUAGCCUCGAGAACUUUUUUAAUGGCGCCUGUUCGAGUCGAGCUCACAGGCGAGGCUCGAGACGAGCGGGUGUUCGAGUACGUAGCUAUUGACGUCUCUCUACACACUACUGAAAACGACAAAAACUGUAUUAUCAAUUCAUUUUUAAGGCAAUUUUCGUAACUGAUGCCUGGACUUUAGCCACAUGUAACUUUUUAUAAGCUACCUAUAAUUCUGAAGUCGUUUCAAAGAAUAGUUCGUUUGUAUUCGUAAAAGAAGAAUUUUUAUCUGUUUUGUUAUUCAAAGCUACACUGUGCAUGACAAGAUGUUAAAUUAAAUUACUUCAUUCGCGUCAACUUACUAGAAGAGUUAUAUAGUUCAAGUAGUUAGUAAAAUACUUAUUAUCAUGACAACAUACUUACUAUAUGUAUAGUCAGUGACAGCGUUCGAGUUCUUCUCUUUAUGCUAGAGUUAAAUAAUUUUACGCGCUAAAAUAAUUGUUCCUAGUUUAAUAUUGUGAUUUAAGAUUGAAUUAAAUAGUGUAGGUAUUUUAUGAACUGUAUAUAUUUUUCCACAACCGAUUUAUAGAUUAAGUAUAUGCAUAUUAAUAUGAACGUAGUUUGUUGAUAAUGUGUAAAGUAUAAGGUAAUGUGUAAAAAAUAUAUAUAACUUUAUUUGAUGUAUUUGUUUGCACGUCGCUCAUAAGUAAAAAUUUAAUUACUUGUUUAGUGAUAUCAUUUUGUAAUUACUAAAGAGGAUAAAAUUAUUCGGUCAGAGUCACAUCGUAUUUCUCGUUUAGUCAAGAAUCUACCAAAGCAUUUGUAAUUAUAGACAAAAUUGUUUAGUAAUCGGUUUAUAGAAAGGGAUAUAUAUAACUUAAUAUAAAAAUUGGCACUAUAAAAUGAUGCAUAGAUUAUUGUUAUAUUAUUAAGUAGAUACGUGAAUUGCAGAUCCCUUAAAAUAUUUUGUUAAAUUGUUAUUUACACCGUUAUUGUAUAUAAAAUUGAAGGUUGAAGGCAGAUCACACGGUAGACCGAGAACAGUCCAGAUAUUACGCGCUUGUAAUUAUUUCCCUGCAAAAUGUAGACUUGUAGAACUUGUAAAAUAAACUUGUUAGCUUUUAAAUCAGACACUACUAUUUAAUUAAGAGUCAUUCAUGUUAUUCACAAAUGAACUUCACUCGCAGUGUAUUUAUUUUGUACGUGUUAUCAUAAUGAUACUAUUUUUGAAUCUGAUGAUGAUUUAUUUUCUCCACAAUAUAAGUUCUUCUUGAACCGUGGGUCCGUAUCUAGCAAUAUGUACGACUAUGAAUUGUAUUCUAGUGUCAGUUCAGAGGCUGGUUCAAGUAAAUAUACUGUGAGGUACUAUCACAUCUACUGUUUUUGUAGAUAGAUAUAAAAUGUAAAAUUGUUUAGGUACACAGUAAAUUAGAGUUUUAGAUGCUUAGCGCAUCUUAAAAUGCAAUUAUCACUUGCAUUUCCAAAAGCAAUGAAAUACUUAUAAAGUAGAUAGUUGUUUGUAUUCAAUAGUACUUUUUUGUACUAUAAUCAAUCAUAUCACUUCGAUGCACUAGUUAUAUUUUAAGGUUUUAGCGUCACAAACAAUACCUAAUUAAUAUCUAUCUUCUAAGACACUUGUACCUAAAUUAUUUAAUUUCAAGUUCGUUUACACGCAGAACGUGAUUAUUGUAUCUCAUUGAAAAAUAAAACAGUACAACGUA
Molecule: messenger RNA, 6892 nt
Organism: Cydia pomonella (codling moth)
Lineage: Eukaryota; Metazoa; Arthropoda; Insecta; Lepidoptera; Tortricidae
Product: histone-lysine N-methyltransferase PRDM16-like
Exons: 8
Coding region: 2255-5140 (961 amino acids)
Biological process (GO): regulation of transcription by RNA polymerase II
Cellular component (GO): nucleus
Molecular function (GO): RNA polymerase II cis-regulatory region sequence-specific DNA binding; DNA-binding transcription factor activity, RNA polymerase II-specific
Source: RefSeq, a predicted model, not a curated record